This is a messenger RNA of Lithohypha guttulata, 1887 nucleotides long. RefSeq lists its product as uncharacterized. The transcript is spliced from 2 exons. NCBI's taxonomy places the organism in Eukaryota, Fungi, Ascomycota, Eurotiomycetes, Chaetothyriales, Trichomeriaceae. The record is from RefSeq and is a predicted model, not a curated record. Gene Ontology annotation, molecular function: protein binding; chromatin binding. Gene Ontology annotation, cellular component: RSC-type complex. The coding region runs from base 1 to 1887 and encodes 628 amino acids. Gene Ontology annotation, biological process: chromatin remodeling; transcription elongation by RNA polymerase II.
AUGAAUGGCAAGCGUCGAGCAGGCCAUGUUGACUCGCCCGAAUUAUCGACACCAGAUCCUCCCCAGAAACGCAUCCGCAAACGCAACGACGACACUUAUUUCCCUGACGUCGAAACUGUAGACAGCACUCAGGAACUAGGCACGAAGAUCAUCAGUUUACUGAAACGAUCCCAAGACAAAAAUGGACGUCUCAUUGCGACAGAGUUCCUGGAUCUGCCAGAGAGGAGUUUAUACCCUGAUUACUACGAGCAGAUUCCCCUGCCGAUGUCCAUCACUGUUAUUGAGAAGAAGUUGAGUCGUGGCGAGUAUGCCAGCAUGACAGCUCUCGAAUCAGACCUGAAGAGGAUGGUCCAGAAUGCUAAAGACUAUAAUUCCAGCAAGUCUGAGAUCUUCGAGGAUGCUGAAAGGAUUCGAAAGGCCCUAUCAAAUUUCAUGCCAAAGCAUAAUCCAGCAUACCAAGAUCCCGAAUAUCGAGCAGUGCCAACUCCAAUACCCGAUCACGUCGUUCGAUCUGCUCCCAGGGAAGCUUCAGCCACCGCCAGUGAACACAGCACCAUUAAAUUAAGACUAAACACUGGUGGCAGGCCGAGGAGUGCUGCUCCAAGCGACCCUCCUGCAAUCCCUACACCCGACGAGGAUAUGACACAGGCUCAAUUGGAUAUCCUUGAUCAGCUGUCCGUGCAGGACGAUGCCAUUAAUUUCGAGCACAAACCCUCUAGGCGAGAUUAUGGCGAUUACUACAGGAUCAUCAAACAGCCGACCUCAAUCAACGAUGUCCGCAAGUCAGUGCAGCAAGGCAAGGUCAAGUCGUGGGAAGACUUUGCCAGGGAAGUCAGAUUGAUAUGGACAAAUGCAAAGGAGUAUAACGAACCCACUUCUACCAUAUAUUCCAUGACUGAACGCCUGGAGACAUGGACAGAAGAUAAACUAAAGGCCCACGGUGUGGCUCCGAAAGUAGUUACCAAACUGUCUUUGAAGACCCAACCUCCUCCGUCAUUGAAGUUGAAGGUUGGAACACCGGCACCUGCGACAACUGGCAGUGGUUAUACUGUCGAUCAAUCUGCUCUUGACCGCCAGAAAUCAGAAUUGGCCUCGGCGCUGAACCGAGCAAGAGAUGGAUCAGAGGUAACUUCCACUCCAGUACCGCCUGUACCAUCCUCUCUUCGACGGAGUAUCUCGGUUGUCGAUCCGGGUGUACCUAUGACGGGCACGAACGGAACUGCAGCUACACCUCUUAUACCAUCCAGACCAUCGGUACCACCACCAGGACCGGCUCACCUUCCCGCACCAACCCUCGAGGGAGAGCUACCAAGACAAGAGCUAAAGUCCUCCUUGCAACCACCACUAGCUCCUCUAACGAACGGCUACCACGCUCCACCUCGAUCGCAACCACAAGUUCCUACCUCGAACAUUUUCGCCGAAUCCUCGAACCCAAUAGACCGCAAGUUUCGUGACCCGAACAAAUCCUCUGCCGAUGCCCUUCUCCCCUCCAUAACAUACAUGACCAGCCCACUUCUCGUAUCCGACCCUCACUGGAAAAUCACCCGCUUCGCCCACCCUCAGAAAACACAAACAAGUUACUACACAUAUCUUCCCUCCACACACUCUGCCCUGCGCGUCGUCCCAGAAUUACAUCUCGACCUCAAGCAGGGCCGGCGCAAGUACAAGCUCUUCGUACUGAAUAACAACACAGUCGUACCCGCAAGUCCAGACGUGGCAGGGCAGGGCGUGUAUGAUUUACAGCUUAUGCUUGGGGAAAACGUGAUAACUGUUGAGGCCAUUAGUGCCUUGCAAGACGGAGAGAGGAAAGAGUAUGCACGGGAUUGGGAGCAGUUUGAUUUCGAGCGUGUCACUUUCUAUGUGUAUCUGCGACCUCAAGGGUUGUGA